CUAGUAUGACAACCAGCUGACGGAUGUAUCCUUCGUCUCCAAGCUGCUCACGGCUGCGUCGGCGGGAUUGAGCGGACUGAACGGAUUGGGCGGACAGUGAAAGGAUGUUGGGCAGCGUGGGAGGUCGACACGUGUCUACGCGUCGGCGUGGCAGUAUCCCGCUGGUGCGUGCCGGUGUGGGCCUCACUUAUGGCGCCACUUCAGGGACCGGCGGUCUUGACGGCGGCACGUCGCAGUCGGAUAUGCCCAAGUAUGCCACCAGGAGACGAAGAGCCGUCACCACCAGCGAUCACAAAAGCUGCGCCCUCAUACAAACGCGGGUCAAGCUUGGUGAUAUUAUGUAA
This is a messenger RNA of Dinoponera quadriceps, 344 nucleotides long. Its product is annotated as voltage-dependent calcium channel type A subunit alpha-1-like. NCBI's taxonomy places the organism in Eukaryota, Metazoa, Arthropoda, Insecta, Hymenoptera, Formicidae. The transcript has 2 exons. The record is from RefSeq and is a predicted model, not a curated record. The coding region runs from base 105 to 344 and encodes 79 amino acids.